AUUAGUGCUAAACCAGACGUCAGUCGCUGCAAGUAGUUAGUUGGUCUAACGUUUUUUAAAAAUAUUUCUUUUGUUAUAGAUAAAAUUGCUUCGAAUAAUCAAUACUUCUUCAAACUAUUGCAUUAGCAAUAGAUGUAAAUUAAACAAUAAAUAAAUGGCUUUAAUAUUAGUUAAAAAUUAAUUUAAUAAAAAUGGAAAAUACGAAUAACUUAAGUAAUGCAAAUAAACUAAAUGAAGGUGAAGAUUGCAAUGGAUUUGAUAAUCAUAACAAUGAUGCAACCGAAACCGCCGAAGAAAAUCCAAAAGCUCAAGCUUAUUUAGAUCAUUUAUUAAAUGACGGCUGCAAAGAGGGUGAUAGCGGUUAUGAAAUGGAACUGCCCACUUACUACAAUGAUAAAUUAUUUAGACAAGGCCAAAGUUAUUUGUCGAAAUAUCGCUUUGUUGUGCAAAGUGGUAUGCUGGCCGGUUUAGUAGCUGUCUUAGCCAUACCCUCGAUAUUAAAAGUGCUAAUAUGUACACGACAAUCCUCUUCGCCAGCUACCGCAUAUCGACGUUAUGUACGCACAAUAAUGCAUACAACUGCCUGGUAUUACUACUCACCCACACCGAGAACCUCGAAAUUCUGGAUUAGUUUAGAAGCGGUACGUAAGGCCCAUUCGCGUUCUAGUCGUGCCUGUGCUAAAUUGGGUGCUGGUCAAAUAACACAAAAAGAUUUAGCUUUAACACAAUUUGGUUUUAUAGGAUUUCUAACAUUGGGUGCUCAUCGCAUACAAAUGUAUGAUGAAGAUUUCCUAGAGUCCACCUCACAUAUGUGGCGUGUUUUAGGCUAUUUAUUGGGCAUUAAAGAUGAGUACAAUAUUUGCGGUGAGAAUUGGGCCGAAACUAAACUGAGACUGGACAUUGUUAUGCGUAAAGUAUAUGAACCGGCUUUGGAGAAUACUAGCAAAGAUUUUGAGCAAAUGUGUAAAGCUUUAUUAGAUGGUCUAUGGCCAGUAAACACCAGUUUAACUGUGGGUUCAUUUCUCUAUAUGACCAAACGUUUGGCUUAUGUCAAAGGUUAUGAAUAUUAUGAUUUUGACUAUCGUCCCGGCACAAAACCCGAUCCAAAUCAAUAUCGUUAUUAUAAGGAUUUAAAUUGGUGGGAUCGUAUAGUGGUAUUUUAUGGCCUUCUAUUAGUGACCUAUUUACAUAAAUAUACUAUUGUACGUUGGUAUCUGAAUUUCCGUGUAUGGAUUAACGAACAAUUAAUGUAUUAUUUGCCUUAUAUUGCCUUCUUUAAGUAUGGUAUCAAGUGGGCUUAUGUGCGUGUCUUUACCGGCAGUGGAGUACAGUCUUUUGAUUUCCAUUUGAAAGAGGAUUAAUUUUUUAUAAAAUAUAUAAAUCAAUAUUUUUAUAAAAUUAUUUCUUUAAAAAAGGCUUCUAAAGCAUAAUCCUCACAAUAUCGUUAUCAUCAAGAAUUAUAGUUUUAAGUAUUUUAUUAACUUAUUUUGAGGAAAACAAAAACAAUUAAAAUAUUUGCCUUAUAUUGCCUUCUUUAAAUAUGGAUUAAAUUGAACUCAAUGGCAAUAGAGUUUCAUUCAUUAGAUUUUCAUUUUGUAAGUAUGAGGAUUUAUUGAUGUAAUAUUUAUGUAAAUAAUUAAAAAAAUAUGAAUAAUAAAUAAUAUAUAGUUUUUUAUAUUAUUGAAUUUUAUA
Molecule: messenger RNA, 1692 nt
Organism: Lucilia sericata (common green bottle fly)
Lineage: Eukaryota; Metazoa; Arthropoda; Insecta; Diptera; Calliphoridae
Exons: 3
Coding region: 192-1361 (389 amino acids)
Molecular function (GO): oxidoreductase activity
Source: RefSeq, a predicted model, not a curated record